UUUGGAUUGCUAUCUGUUGAAAAGUAAACAUUCUGUAUUACUUGCAAGGCAUUAUUUUGGGAUGCCUUCUCCAAUACUAGUUCACAUACUCAUCUACAAAUAGAAAGAGCAAUCUAUGAAAAGGGCCAGUGGUACCAUUGCAAAAGGCCACUGCACACACAGUAGGUGCCAGAGCAGUUCAUGUUCUCUAACAAGCUAGUGCCUUUUUGCACAUGUUAUAGUGAUGAACUCAAGAAAAUAGCAACAGUUUGAGCCAAAAUUCUCCACAGAGAUGCCUUACCCUCUUUUGUCAUCGUGACAUUCACAGGACCAACAAGCGAGUAGUCUGCUAGAUUAGAUCACUCUUAGUUAAACUGAGGGAAAAAAGGCAGUGUAACUAGUCUAUGGUCCAAUUCCUGGAAACUCUGCAAUACACUAGUAUAUGGGCUUGGCAGAGGGAUUCUCAGGUGGCCAGGGAUGGCAACUCCAAGGGUAUGUCUACAUGACAGCUUGGAGCAAGUCUCCCAGGCAGCAUAGGCAGACUUGUAUUAGAAGGGCUUGUGCUAGUGUGCUAAAAAUAGCUGUGUGGAUGUUGCAGCACUGGUGAAGGCUCAGGCUAGUCGCUUGAGCUCUCAUGGCUAGCCCGUGCCUCCAUUGGUGCUGCAACAUCCACAUACCUAUUUUUAACACGCUAGUGCAAGCCCCACUAGGACAAGCAUGUCUACCCAGGCUGGGAGGCUUGCUCCUAGUUAGUGUAGGGACAUAUUCCAACAUAAGCCUUGGAGCAUAUCCACAUCUAUUACUGCAAUAGGAAGGCUGCAGCUGCUCUUCUGAUUUCCACAGGGGUGCUUAGUUUACCCAUUAAACUCUUCCUAGUCUGCUCAUUAGACACAUAUCUAAGACCCCUCUUGUUCUGCAGACCAGGUCAUUGGAACACAAUAAAUGGAGACGCCUUGAAGGGCUUCUUGUAUUCCAGCAUAAUCACACAAGCUCUGCUGCCUACUGGGACCUUUUUACACACUGAGCAGGGGGUAAGAUUUUUCCCCUCAUUAUUUGAAAUUCUCUCGGUACAAAUUCAGUAUGGAACCAGACAGGGGAAACAAAGCCAAUUGCAAAAAGAAAAGUACAUGGAAGGGAUAAAAUACUUUACACUUAUGCAGCACUUUUAAGAAUCUUGCAGCUGAGGAUCUUGCAGCUUUUAAAUGAGAUAUGUAUCUUUUGGACAAUCAAAGGAGCUACUUCGUUCCUAUGGACCCCAAAUUGAAUCCAACAUAUGUAACCUUUUGACCAUUGGUUACUGUGCUAUCAUGUCUUGCAGCUAAACCUAUCCGGGGGUGUGGGACAGCCUACCCUGUCACUUUCCCCACCCAUGGAAAAUCCAUAUAUUCCAUUGUAAUCAAUUGAUUGACGGUGUCUCUGAGCCUAAUAAGUGAAGUGACACUCCGUCAGUGCUGUACAUAAUAAACUCCUAUGUUUGACCUCAACACGGUGUGGAUUUAUGUCCUUCAGUAUGGCCAGGGGAAAGAGAUAUGGAAAGAGUGGUACUAUACUCCAACAAUGCUUGGCAUCCAGAAAGGUCCUUUAAGGACCAUUACAGUAAGGUACAUAUGAGAGCAACCUUGAGCUGCUCUAAGUUGUGCUCGGGGCCAAAAUGAGCCCAGCCAAACCAAGAUUGAAAGGAGUGUGCUUUAAAAGAUAAAGUAAAGCCACCUUUAUUUCCACUGGGUACUGUAUCAAGCAGAGCUCAAUUGCACCUAAAGAGCUAGCCCACUUCCUUUAAAUAUAAUUACAUGAAAAUUUCUCAGCAUUUCUAAACUCCAAAUGGGAAAAUGUUUGGAACCCAUUAUUGGCUUGACAGCAGUGCCAUGUUAGUGCAUUUAUUCCUGAGUAAAUGGCUUUUUGAUCAAUGACCUGCAGAAUCACCUUAGCUCUAUAGCUAACAUCAAGAUGUCUUGAUAGGUGCAGGCCACGAUAUUCUUUCAGUGUUCUUCUUCUUCCAGUCCAAUGAAAUUAAAUAUUACAGACUUUUUGGGUGCCUUUGUGUCAUGAAGUAAGAUACAUGAAUCUUUGCCAUACAAAUAUUAAUCAUAAAAUGAAAUAUUGUAUACUAAAAUGUGUUACUGAAUGUUUUAGGUUUGACAUUGUUUUUUUCUUUUUCUCUUCUCUUAUUUGGUAACUGUUAAACAGAAGUUGUGCCAAAUAGGAAGAAGAUAGAUUUUUUUUUUCCUACAGUCGUUAUACAUCUUUUUGUCAAUUCUAAAAAUGUUUACUAAUGAAAUGCUUUAUAUUCAUGGUGUUAAUAAGGCUUCAGUUUCAUAGAUUUCAUAAAGUUUAAGGCCAGAAGGGACCAUUAGAUUAUCUACUCUGACCUCCUGCAUAUCAUAGGCCAUUAAAUUUCACCCAUGGUAUUUCAGUCCUCAGAAAACUAAAUUGUUGUGAAAAGCUACAUUAAAGAAAGAACAAAGCUAAACAAAUAAAUGUUCUUAUUGAAUCUCUUUAACCCUUUAUGCCACUAACGUGAUUUUAUUUACAUAUGAUUUCAAGAGUUCAGAAAGAAAGGGGUUAAUAGUAAAGAUUUUUAUUGACCUAUUUAGUAACCAUAGAAGAUGUAUGUGCUAGAAAAAAUGCCAGUAAAUUUAUUAGAGAGAGGUUAAUUAGUAAUUAUGUACAGGGAAGGAUGCUGUAAACCAAGUUUAAAAUCCAUGAUCUUUGAUCUGCUAGAUAUAAGCAAAAGUAACAGCUGUUACCUUUAACAGCUGCUCAACAAAUAAAGGAGAAGAAUUUGAGUCAUCUCUUCCUGUAACAGCUUCACAAUGUCCAAUUUCAGCGACUUCUUACCUCUCAUUGUCUUACUGUCGAGUGUUUUGCUGACGGAACAGGCUUCAGAACCCAAUUGCAGUGGCAUUGCCGACUUUGAUAAUUGCUUGGGUAAUACAGAAGGCUUCUGUCCAAAGGAUAUUGUUUGCGGAUGUAAAGGCAACAAACCUUUUUGCAAAUGUCCUUACUACCGAGGCCUCUGGGGAGAUUACUGGUACAUGGGUCACAAAUGUGAACAACUCUGGAAUACUUUGGACUUGAUUUUAGUAACUGUACUUCCUGCAGUAACACUAGCUUUCCUAGUUGGUGUAAUAAUACAGUGUGUCUACUACUGUAAAAACAAGUCAAAUAAAAGUGUUAAAGGAGCUAGGAAACCGGCAAGACAAACGGAACUCGAGUCACAGCAUAACCAUGUGUUUGUUCCUGAGCUGGAUGAUAACUCAAGAUAUGUUUCUCAACAGCGGUGGGCUAAGGAUGACUGGUCCACAGAGAAUAUUAGAAUGCCAAAAAUUCAACUGCAAAGCCAAAGUUUUGUGCAAUCACAGUCACCUGGUGAAGUAGAAGGUUUCAGCUAUAUACCACAUCGGCCAUCAGGAAGAGCAGUUCAAAUAGCAGACAGUUCUUUCAGCCUCCAGUCUCCUCAGCGUAACCAGUUUGGCUAUCAUAACAGUCAUAUUCCUAAUGUGGAUUAUGCAGAGGACAUCCCCAUUCCAGCUAUGUCUGGGAGGCAAUUUCCUAAAUAUGGCAUACCGGAGUUUUCUAGGUCUGACAGGUUUCAGAGUGUUGCUCAACCAAUGAACAAUCCAAACGCUGGAAGACCUUAUGAACUAGGACGCUCACAAAAAUAUAUGUAACUACAAGAAAGCUUUAUAAGAAAGGAAUCAUCUAUGGAAUAUUACUCAUUAUAAAACAAAAUUCAGGUUAUUUCUGAAAAUAUCUUAUUUUGUUUCCUAUCUGAUUGAUAUAGUCCUAACCUUCUUUCUGAAGACUUGAUUAUGCAGUUGGAUAUCUGUUUCUAAGUAGUGCCCUAACUGUUGCAUAUCUGUCAAGACAAAAGGAUUUUUGUGUUCACUAAAUGCAUUUUGUGCAUGUGUGGCAGGAAAGGCCACAUAAGGCCACAUGCUCCCCUCCUACAGAAAUA
This is a messenger RNA of Chelonia mydas (Green sea turtle), 3937 nucleotides long. RefSeq lists its product as uncharacterized. Lineage: Eukaryota; Metazoa; Chordata; Testudines; Cheloniidae. Bases 2793 to 3650 code for a protein of 285 amino acids. The transcript is spliced from 9 exons. The record is from RefSeq and is a predicted model, not a curated record.